AUGACGAGAGUAUGUGAUACAUUGAAGAUUAAGCGUGGUGUGCUUUAUAGAUGUGUGCAACAUGAAGACUUCAGCGUUGACCAGUUGGUUCUUCCCUCAUCGAUGAAAGAGAAGGUUCUUACUUACCUGCACAUUCAUGUUGGUCAUCCCGGACGGGACAGAACCAUAUCUUUGAUACGGGACAGGUUUUUCUGGCCAGGAAUGGUCAAAGAUGUAGAUGAAUGGAUGAAGAAGUGGCCACGUUGUGUUCUGAGGAAGACACGAACAUCACAGCGAGUGCCACUAGUCAGCAUUGUGACAACACAGCAGAUGGAACUAGUUUGCAUGGAUUACCUUACCUUGAAGACUAGUAAAGGAGGUUAUUCAUAUGUCUUGGUGGUCACAUAUCACUUUACGCGUUAUGCAGAGGCCAUAUCAACGCGCAACAUGUCAGCCAGGACUACAGCCGAUGCCCUCCUUGGUUAUAUCCAGCAUAACGGCAUUCCCCGACGGUUCAUUUGGGUGAGGGAGCUACUUUUUGCGGUUAGGUCAUACGCCACCUUUGUGAUACAUUAG
Molecule: messenger RNA, 555 nt
Organism: Pecten maximus
Lineage: Eukaryota; Metazoa; Mollusca; Bivalvia; Pectinida; Pectinidae
Exons: 1
Coding region: 1-555 (184 amino acids)
Molecular function (GO): nucleic acid binding
Source: RefSeq, a predicted model, not a curated record